Messenger RNA from Ruditapes philippinarum (Manila clam), 3705 nucleotides. RefSeq names its product receptor-type tyrosine-protein phosphatase kappa-like. Gene Ontology annotation, molecular function: protein tyrosine phosphatase activity. Lineage: Eukaryota; Metazoa; Mollusca; Bivalvia; Venerida; Veneridae. The transcript is spliced from 20 exons. Gene Ontology annotation, biological process: protein dephosphorylation. Bases 364 to 3705 code for a protein of 1113 amino acids. The record is from RefSeq and is a predicted model, not a curated record.
UACUUCCGCUUUUUUCAAAUAGAAAUAACGAUAUCAGGAUUGUGAUCAUUCUUUCAGUAUAAUUAAGAGUCUUGCUACUUUAUGUUUAAGCUAAACUGUGACUUAAUACUUAAGUAAAACACAUUCGAAAAUUUUAUUAUUAUAAUUCAUCUUUAACUUAUUAUACAAAGGACAUAUACAAAGACACUUUCAAAUGUAAACUCAAGAUAUAACCAACACAAAAGAAAAAUAAUAAAAGUAGCCUUGUUUAGCGAUGUGUUAAAUAUAAAUAGUUGAGGGAAUUGCUAUAAGUGGAUCAAAUUAAUAUCGAUAUGUAUAUUAUUCCCAUUUUCUAGAUAGUUUUACACAUAUGAGUACUGGAUAAUGUUGUUGAAGGAAACGUCAGGAUUUCUACUAGUACUGUUCGUUGAUAUGGUAUUUUCUAAAUGUUCUGUUGGCUGCCAAUCGUGUUCUAGGUCAAUUUGCACAAGUUGCGAACCAGCUUACUUUUUAUCAAAUGGCUUUUGUUCACCAUGCCCCGAAAAUUGUCAAAGCUGUAACAGUUGGGAUUAUUGUACUUCAUGUAAGCAAAAUAUGUAUGGUUUGCACGCAAGAUGUACUUUCAACUGUGAUGGUAAGUGUCUAAAUAAUGAAUGUCAAGAUGAUACUGGAUAUUGUACGCAAUGUAGACCUGGUUUCUAUGGACUUCAAUGUCAACACAAUUGUAGUUUAUGUGAAAAUAAACGUUGUGAUUUACGUACCUGCUCCAGUAAUUGCGGAGCUGGAUAUUAUAAUUCUUACCUCGGUGUCGAAAUAAUAUGUCAAACUUGUCCAUCAAAUUGUAAACAUUGUACGGAUGGGAAGACAUGUUAUAUUUGCAAUGAUGGUUAUCAUCUUUAUGCAUUUAAUGGCAAUGUUCACUGUGUGUCGUGUCAGCAAGAAUCGCAAUGUUCGGACUAUUGUGUCAUUCAAGGUUGUUACCAGUGUCAAAUACACAAUAAUGCAUUGGUUUGCGCAAAUUGUCCAGAAGGACAUAUAUUCAAUGGUAGCACGUGUGAAAACAACACAAUCCCAUGUUCAAAUCAAUGUUCUAACUCUUGUGAUAGUGCUGGAGUAUGUAUAGGGGAGUGUUAUAAUGGCUGGAGUGGUGAAAAAUGUUCCGAGAAUUGUGACAGCAAAUGCUUAAAAUGCUCAAAAGGUAACAGAAAUAAUUGUCUUCUCUGUAAAGAUAAUUUUUACUCAACCGACUGCAGUUUAGCAUGCAACCCGUCAUGCAUAGUAAAAAGUGGUUAUCAAACGUGUGAACAUGCAAGCGGAUAUUGUUUAAACGGAUGUAAGGAAACAUUUUGGGGCGAUAACUGUGGUAAACCUUGUCCUGAUGGAUGUAAGGAUCUUAAAUGUGAUAGAAACAAUGGCACAUGUACGGAUGGAUGUAAGGAUGGACUAAGUGGAGAUAAAUGUACUCAAACUACCACAAUCGAGAUAACAACUAGUCAAACAAGAGCAAGUUCACACCAAACUUUAACGGAGGGUACACAGAUGGCAGUACAGGAAAAGAAAGAAAGCAACGAACUAAUCAUAGGAGCAUCAGCAGGAGGAGGCGUUCUAAUCUUGAUACUGAUCAUAGUGGUAGUUUUUGUCUUAAAACGAAGAAAGAAAUCGCCAAGAGAAGAAUCCGAUCAACAUGAGGUAGUUGUUGCAGAAGAUCAUAAUGUGUAUUCAAAACCAACGAAAAACUCGGCAGCAGUUGAAGAAAUUCAGGAUUACAUAUAUGCUCAACCUAACAAACCACGCAAGCCCAAGAAACAAAGUACGCGGGAAAUUAGCAAACCAAAGACAAUGUAUGAUAAUUUUGCUAUAGAUUUAGAUGAUAAAACAACUGUCUCAGAUGGUGCCUAUGCGACUAUUACUAUUGAUAGAGAUCCUGAAAACAAAACAGAAGAAGAAACCGAUGUUGAUGAAAUAGAGUUAGAGGAAUUAGAUGAAGGAAAUUCUAAACUUAUCAAAAUAGAAGUAAAUCCACCAAGUGUUGAUUUAUAUUACAAUACAGCGAGUUUGGUUCGAAGCCGGAUUCAAAUAUCUGACCUACUGGAAUACGUCAGGAAGAAGACUGAUUAUGAAGAUGAGUUUGAGAAACUACCUAAAGGUUUGACAAGGCCUUGUGACGAAGCUCUCACUCGGACUAACCGCAAGAAAAACAGAUAUAACGGAGUGUAUGCAUAUGAUGCGACUCGUGUUGUUUUACAAAGUAAAACCUAUAUCAACGCAAACUAUAUUGAUGGACACAAGAAGUAUCCAGAGUACAUAGCCUCUCUCGGACCAACUAAAGAUACAAUGAAUGGCUAUAAAGACUUUUGGGAGAUGAUAUGGGAAGAAAAAACAGAUAAAAUUAUUAUGUUGACCAAUCUAGAUGAGUCUGGGAAAAUGAAAUGUGAGCAGUAUUGGCCAGAUCAAGGGAAAACAAAGAAUUACCAUGGAUACAAAGUGGUGUGCAUUGCUGAGAAAAUAUUUUCUGAAUUCACUUCAAGGGAGUUUUCUGUUAAUGUGCAGGGUUCUGGAUCGAGGAAAGUGACACAAUAUCACUAUACCGCCUGGCCCGACCGAUCAGUUCCAGAUAAUGUUGCCUCUCUGAUAGAGUUUAGAAACAAAGUUGAACAAACAAAGUCAAACGAUGCUGGCCCUAUAGUGGUACACUGCAGUGCAGGAAUUUGUAGAACUGGAACCUAUAUCGCAUUAGAUACACUUAUACAGGAAGGCAUGAAUGACAUUUGUGUUGACAUUUUUGGUCGUGUGAUGGCACUACGUGGACAAAGAGGUCACAUGGUCCAAAACCUGGAACAGUACAUAUUUCUUCACCGAUGCCUUCUGUAUGCCCUCACGUGCGAUCCCGAUCCACUUCCGGUCACACAUAUUCCUCGCAUCAUGACAGACGAUAAAAUAUCACAUCAAUUUCAGACAUUUACUGAUGUUGUUAUGCCGAAAGACUUUGAUAGAAAAUCAUCUGCUAACAAGAAAGUAAGGAAGGAAAAUAGACACGGAUCUGACAUUCCUGGCGAUGAUUACAGAGUGAGACUGUCAUCAACAAAGCAUGACUACAUCAAUGCUGUUUAUGUUAAUGGAUAUGAAAAUCCAAACAAAUUCAUUGCAUCACAGACGCCAAUGCCAAAUACAGUUGAAGACUUUAUAUCGAUGCUUUUUCAAGAAAAAUGUGCUUGUGUUAUUAAUUUGGACGACGAAAACCUAAAAGAUAAAUCUAUCGGACAUUAUCUACCGCAAGAUGGAAAGGUGUUCAAAGUUGGACAUUUCCAAGUAACUUGUAAGACGGUUGACACAACGGAUUAUGGUACAAUACGGGACAUGACAAUAUCGCGCACUGGAUUGCACCUUUCUGGAGGAGAGCUGCAUUUGAAACAUUACCAGUAUAACGGAUGGAAUCAGUCAGAAAACGUCCCAUCUAUGGUUGAGCCGUUUUUAGAGCUGGCCAAGGAUGUUGAGGAUGAGAUCAAAGGUCAAAGAGUAGAUAGACCAAUCGUAGUUCAUUGCUUGACUGGAGCUGAACGAAGCUGUUUAUUUUGUGCUGUCUCUGUUAUAUCAGAAAAGUGUUUCUUUGAGAAUGAAAUUAGUGUCCUGAAUACCAUUUGCCAACUGCGUUCAAGGAGGAAGUCAGCUUUUACCGACAUUGUAAGUAAUAAAUUAACUACCCUCAUAAAAGGCAUUGUGAAUUAG